CAAAUACUCUAAUAACACUUAAAAAGCUAGAGCAAGGCUAAUUGAAAACAAACCGAAUUAUUUAUUGUGUCAUAAGACCCUUACGGACACGCCCCACAGAGUCUGUGUGAACUCAUACGACAUGCGUUCUUUCAUUUCUUGGUUCGAACUGUUAGUUGAAUUAGCCGGCAAACAAUCGGCGAUUGUCUCACAGACACAAGUGUUCAAAAGACACACUUCUAAAUGAUCACUAGUAUAGUUAAAAUGUCUACUUGAAGUUGGUACACAAGUUUAAAGAGAUGUCUAUGAAUUUCGGCAUUUAAAUAUGACCAUCAGUAAGUGACUAUAUGUUCUCCCAGUAAUAAAUGAGUAUUUUCUUUACCUUUUCCCUUUGUGCCUUUUUGUCAUGUGAGCUAUUUUUGCCGUCCAAUUUCCACCACAAUUCCUCUGCUUCCACAAAGAGCUAUAAGUACUACCUUUUCAACAAGUAAAUUAGUAGUAGCAAAAAGGGGCUGUGAAUUCCAUCCAUGGCUUCUCUUUGGCUAGCUCUUGCAGUAGUUGUCCUGUUUUUUCUUCUUCUUCAAGAACUGCAGAAGAAGUUCAGUAAGAAGAAAAAGAAACUUCCACCAGGGCCAAGAGGGCUUCCACUUCUUGGAAAUCUACACAUGGUAGGCGAGAAUCUUCACCAAGAUCUUCACAAAAUAGCCAAGAAAUAUGGCCCAAUAAUGACUAUCCGCUUUGGUCUUGUACCUGUCAUUGUUGCUUCCUCUCCUCAUGCUGCAGAACAAUUCUUGAAGAAUCAUGAUUUGGUUUUUGCCAGCAGACCGUAUAAUGAAGUUCCUCAGCAUAUUUUCUAUGAACGGAGGAAUCUGGUAUCAGCCAAGUACGGACCAUAUUGGAGAAACAUGCGCAAAUUGUGCACUCUGCAAUUGCUAAGCAAUGCCAAGAUCCAUCAAUUUCAGCCUAUGAGGAAACAAGAACUCGGAAUUCUUGUGAAUUUCCUCAAACAUGCGGCGUCUGAAGGCACUGUGAUUGAUCUUAGUGCUAAAGUUGCAUCUCUUAGCGCGAACAUGUCUUGUCUGAUGAUAUUUGGGAAGAAGUACAUGGACGAGGAUCUUGGCGAUAAGGGUUUCAAAGCUCUGAUUCAAGAUAUACUGCACAUAGCAGCAUUGCCAAAUUUUGCUGAAUUCUUUCCCUUUCUUCGUGUUCUUGAUCUCCAGGGAUUUGCUCGUCGUAUGAAGGAAUUAGCUAAGCUUUUUGAUGAGUUCCUGGAGAGAGUUAUUGAUGAACAUGUUCAAUCCACUGAGCAGAAGCAAGCAAAAGACAUGGUUGAUACACUGAUGAGUAUUAUGCAAUCUAAAGAAGCUGAAUUCGAGUUUGAUCGUCGACAUAUCAAAGCUAUUUUGCUGGACUUGCUGAUAGCUUCAAUGGAUACUUCAUCAACAACAAUCGAAUGGACUCUAACGGAACUUUUAAGGCAUCCUGAAGUGAUGAAAAAGCUCCAGAAUGAGUUGGAACAAGUAGUUGGUAGAAACAGGAUGGUGGAAGAAUCAGAUUUAGAAAGUCUGGAGUAUUUGGAUAUGGUCAUAAAAGAAGGUUGUAGGCUCCAUCCAGUUGCACCAUUAUUGCUUCCUCAUGAGUCUAUUGAAGAUUGCACGGUUGAUGGUUUUCAUUUACCUAAAGGAUCCCGACUUUUGCUUAAUGUUUGGGCAAUCGGGAGAGAUUCAGACACUUGGAUUGAGCCAGAAAAGUUCAAACCUGAGAGGUUUCAAGGAAGCAAUGUUGAUCUCCGAGGACGAAAUUAUGAACUUUUACCAUUUGGCUCUGGGAGAAGAGGCUGCCCUGGUUUACAGCUCGGGCUUACCAUCGUUCGUUUGGUGGUUGCACAAUUGGUUCACUGCUUUGAUUGGGAGCUACCAAAUGGCAUGCUGCCAAAAGAUAUUGACAUGACUGAAAAAUUUGGAUUAGUAACAGCUAGAGCUCAACAUCUAAUGGCGACUCCUACUUAUCGAUUGCAUAUGUAGUAAAAUGCAAAUGUCAAAAUAAGUCAAGGAGAUGCACUGCCAUUGGUUUGAAUAAGAUGAGGGUUAGACCAAAAAGGAGGGCAUUUGUUUGUAUUUCCUAUUGUAUGUUGAACUUAUUUUUGAACAAGUACCUUUGUUAUAUUUCUUCUAAGUUUGCCUUAAGAAACACCAGAACAUAAAUAAGAUGAGGGUUAGACCAAAAAGGAGGGCAUUUGUUUGUAUUUCCUAUAGUAUGUUGAACUUAUUUUUGAACAA
Messenger RNA from Nicotiana tabacum (common tobacco), 2258 nucleotides. Its product is annotated as cytochrome P450 71AU50. The record is from RefSeq and is a predicted model, not a curated record. NCBI's taxonomy places the organism in Eukaryota, Viridiplantae, Streptophyta, Magnoliopsida, Solanales, Solanaceae. Gene Ontology annotation, molecular function: monooxygenase activity; heme binding; iron ion binding.